This is a messenger RNA of Amoebophrya sp. A120, 872 nucleotides long. The record is from the annotation of a GenBank genome assembly. NCBI's taxonomy places the organism in Eukaryota, Dinophyceae, Syndiniales, Amoebophryaceae.
UUCUUCCGUACGCUUUAUCGUCCUCCCGACUCCAAAAUGGCGCUUUCCGUCUCUCGUCGCGUCUGCAGCAGCUGCGCCAGCUUAUUCACAGCAACAGGGUUCUUGUACAACUUUCUUGGAGCUUCGCUCCUCUUCGGGCCGCAGCUGAUUUUCGGAAAAGUCGGAACUGCAGACGCAGUGCGCAUGCUUGUCCGCGGAAGGGAAGAUCAAGACAGUGCUCCUCAAGGAGUAUCCAAGAAGAAAACGUUGUAGGUGUUACUUUUUUGGAGGAACAGCAUUACAAAUUCGUCUGGCAUGACAGCAAAAACCUGUCAUGCGCAGAUACUACGUGAAAACGUCCUUUACUGAACCCUACGACGCAUGCCAAGCAUGACAGACGCAAUCUUUUUGCAUGUUGCGCAUCACAAAUUUACACUUCUAACAACGUUUUUUUCUUGGAUAAGGAGGUCAUCUGGCGCAUUGGGUGGACAGUUGGGUGGAAGAACUUACCUAUGAACUGCAAAAGCAUCGUACUCGUAUUGCAAUCAUGCAUUACAAAUCUUGUUCUUAAGGUAAAUCAGCAUCACAAAUUUUAUUUGUCAUGCUGAGGAAAUUUGUAAUGCAUUUAUACGAGUACGAUACUUUUGCACUGCAUAUUACCGAACCAGAACGAGAGAAGGUUUUCUAUGAAAUGCAAAAGCAUCGCGCCCACUAGGUAUAAAUCGCAUGACAAAUUUCCUCAGCAUGAGAAAUGAAAUUUGUAACGCGGAUUGAACUUGAGAACGAAAGCGAAACUUGUAAUGCAUGACUGCGAUAAUUACUACGAGUAUCGGAUACUUUUGCACAGGAUAUUUUGCGCAAACUAGCAAUUCGUGGCGACGGCGACACGCAGC